Molecule: messenger RNA, 366 nt
Organism: Macrosiphum euphorbiae (potato aphid)
Lineage: Eukaryota; Metazoa; Arthropoda; Insecta; Hemiptera; Aphididae
Source: the annotation of a GenBank genome assembly
AUGAAUGUGGACAAGAAAGACCGUUUGACGAAUACGAUCGUCGACGACGACGACGACGACGGUGAUUCAGUUAUCAUACACAUCGGUGAUCAUUGCAUUACGAAAGAAACCGAAUCCGAUUUAUCCAAAAUCGAUAAAUUCAUAAAGCAAACGCAUUCCGAUUACGUAACCGAGUGCGUAGUGCCGGACUUGGAUUUGAUACGAGAAGAAAAUGAACUCGUUCAAAAUAUCGUCUCCAGUAAAAAUAUUAACAAUCAUCCUGUUAUCGCCAUACGAGGAUUUAGUGGAUGUGUUAUUGUUUUAUACCUAUCAAAUCAUGUACAAAAUUGUCGUCUAGAUUUACGGCUAUGUACGGCUAGUAAUUAA